CAUCAUCGCCCCUUCAUCCUGCCUUUCCAUCUCUUCGCUCUGCGAUAUCAACCUAAAAUCAAUCUCAUGUCAUUCACCUUGACACGCGCCUUGCCUAGAACUAUCACCAAUACACUCCGACUUCGAGCUACCGCUACAACCGUACGAACCAUGUCUUCCAACCCUUCCAAUACCAGCAACCCUGCCGUGGCUACCAACCCGGAUAUCAAGAACAACCCUGAUAUCUCCAACAACCCCAUGAAGUCCGAGACCGAGGGUCGUGGACCUCAGUUCGGGUUGGCGGAGAGGCAGCCUACUGAUGAGGAGAAGAAGGUCAUGGAGGACGUUCUCAACCUCUACCAAUUGAACCCCGUCUCUCAGGCUUACCAGCAUUACGACCAGAAAGCGGUCUUCUCCGACCCUAUCGGUAUCGCUCAGAACCUCGAGGAGAUCAAGGCUCAGUUCAACGCUAUGCCUAAGAUCUUCUCGGCCUCUUACACUCGAGCUCUGAAAUUCCUGGAUAACCCCGAGAUCAAAGCUCCUUCGUUCCAGGUCUCGCAGUCGCAAGAGUAUCACUUGAAAGUGGCUGGGAUCGUCAAGACUACCGAUAGUCAGAUCACCUUUAUCCGUGAUCCUGCUACUAACCUGAUCCUCCGACACGAAGAGGAGUGGCGUGGAGAGAAGAACCAAGUUUCCGACGAUGGCUUCAUCGGCAAGUUGCACGAGAUGAGGAAGAAGUUUACGGCGCAGACCGUCAAUGCGUUUGUCGAUUCGACCCCUUACGACCAGCAGUCGGACAAGCCUCAGAGCAAGCAGUAGAUCGGGGUCGACUUGGGGGAGCCUCAAGAGGCUCUGUAGGUCUCGAUACUGUGUUUGUUGUCGUCGUUCCGUGUGUAGAAAGCCUUUCGUUUGUAUCAAACAGAAGUAACCAAAUAUGAAGUAAGAAUGCAGAAGCAGUGAUCGGAACGUGAG
Filobasidium floriforme is the source of this 951-nucleotide messenger RNA. RefSeq lists its product as uncharacterized. The transcript has 5 exons. NCBI's taxonomy places the organism in Eukaryota, Fungi, Basidiomycota, Tremellomycetes, Filobasidiales, Filobasidiaceae. The record is from RefSeq and is a predicted model, not a curated record. Bases 67 to 798 code for a protein of 243 amino acids.